GUAGCUGAAGUAGCAGCAGAGCAGAAGCAGCAGUAGCAAAGUUGUUGUUCAAAAUCGAUGCCCCGUCCGCUACGGACGCCGUUCAUAGCCGCUGUUCAGUUGGCGACGCACCGCCACCAGUUACGCAACAGCGCCGCGACGCUCCUGCAUCUCAGUUACCGUCGGUCCUGCCUCACGUAACUUUGUCCUGCGUGAAGUUGAACACACAGCCAGACGGACGGACGUGAACGAAAAAAAUAAAAGCGCGCGCUCGCAUCCGGGUCCCGCUUUAAUUUGGUUGUUGAUCAGUGGCCGACCAUAUUUACCAACUCUUUUUCAUACUGCAUACUACUGGUUACAUGUGACUUGGCAAAGUCAUCAGAUGGAUAUGGGAGCCGAGAAGGACAAGCCAUGUCUCUUUAGCUGGAGGCUAAUAUUUCUGCUGAGCCACCUCAUCCUGCCGCAUCCUAGCUCGCAGUUGGAUAUACAAUCAUGUAAUGAACCGCUUGGAAUGGAGUCCGGAGACAUUCCGGACGAAGCGAUCUCAGCCAGCUCCUCGUAUGUGCCUAAUGUGGGUCCCAAGAAUGGCAGAUUAAGGAUUGAGAAAGCUGGAGGUGGCUGGUGUCCCAAACAGCAAGUGGAACAAGGCAUUCGUGAAUAUAUCCAGGUUGAUUUGGAAGAUGUUCACGUGAUUACUGGAGUGCAAACACAAGGCAGAUAUGAUAGGGGACGCGGCCAGGAAUACGCCGAAGAAUACACCGUCGAAUAUUGGAGACCGGGAAUGACAGACUGGAAACAAUACCAGAGAUGGGAUGGAAAGCAAAUACUACGUGGAAAUAGUGACACGGCUUCAGUCGAGAGUCAUCGUCUAAUGCCUCCGGUAUUUGCGACCAAAGUCAGAGUUCUGCCCUACAGCGUUCACAGGAGGACUGUCUGUCUCAGGCUCGAGCUCUUAGGAUGUCUAUACGAAGGUGGCGUUCUGGCUUAUACCGCCCCAGAAGGAUCCGAACCGUCGCAGGGAUUGUGGGACAGCUCGUAUGAUGGGCAACGAUCCCGUGGGGAAUUGCACAGUGGCCUCGGAAGACUUGUGGACGGAGAAAUCGGCGCGGACAACUACCGUCUCGAUAUUGGAUAUGGAAAAGGUAACGGUUGGAUGGGUUGGAGAAACGACUCGACAGAGGAGGAUUACAUAGAGAUGAUCUUCAAAUUCGAUCAAAUCCGCAAUUUCAGCGCAGUCCAUCUAUUCACCAACAAUUUCUUCAGCAAAGGCGUGCAGGUCUUCACCAAAGCGAAAGUGAUGUUCAGCAUCGGGGGGAAAUACUACAACGGCCGCACUAUAUCCUAUUCGUACAUGCCGGACCGUGUUCUGGAGAAUGCCAGGAAUGUGACCAUUCAUCUUCAUCACCAGCUCGCCCGUUUCAUCAAACUUCGCCUGUUCUUCGCGGAUCGCUGGCUCAUGUUGAGCGAAGUCUCUUUUGAUUCAGUGCCGGUCGCUGCGAAUGUAACGGAGGAGGAGUUCCUGGACUCUGAUAUUAAUGAACUGAUAAUCCAUUCGAACGGAAACAACAAUAUGGACUCAUUUGAGACGAUUGCGGCCCGAAAAGAUGGCAACGCUUACGUCGAAGUUAUAAUUGGAGUAUUAACGGCCAUCAUGCUGCUUCUGCUAGUCGUCUUCGUUAUAAUAUUAAUAGUGAGCAGAAGACACAAACUCCAAGGUUCCCCAACACUUUUGAGGAAUCCUUUUGGCGUAACAAUUAACAUGAAGGAUUUGCUAAUGACGUUUUCAUCAAGUAAUAACAACGGCGGAAACAGUAACCACCCAACGACGCCCAUCGCUCAAGAACCCCAGGCGGACUCGGUGACCUUUGAACAGUUCAGAUCGCCAUUGGUGAACUCGUAUUUUACGCCGAACUACGCGACUCUCAGGAUGUCCACGGCCGUUGCGGACCCGGAGGAGCCACCGGAAGUGCCGCCGCUCCCGUCUUCACCGUCCCUCCAUCAAAGUCCAAUAACUGUUUCGUCAUCUCCGCUUCAUUAUCGGAGUUUGCAAAGCACACCCGUUAUUAGCCCGAAAUCGAAAAUGAUUAAUCUGGGGAAUUAUUUUCCACGCGUCGCUACGGAUCCGCCCAAUCGGAAGCGAUAUCACACGGCCCCGAGGGAGAAGCAGAGGAUUCCACCGCCUGUGGUCUGCUGGAACAUUGCGCCGAGCAUGGGACACUCGUACACGUGCAGGGAAAUUGACCCUCCGACGGUAUCCCGUUAUUCGUUGACUUCGGUGGAGAAUCUGGGUUCCUGUCACUGCGGCGAGAUUAGUUUGUACGAAACGGAAGAGCUGGAGGACGUAAUUUCGGGGUCGGGCCGUUUAGUGGUCGUCCGGACACCGAAUCCGGCACAAUGUAAAAGCGAUGCAGCCACUGGUUCGAUAGAGUCACUUAGGGAAGUUAGGUUCCUUGCCAGUUUAUCGGAUCCUAAUAUCUGCAGAGUAUUGGGUGUCUGCACGGCGGAAUAUCCUCCGUGGACGAUUAUAGAGUACGGUGAAAUGGGGGAUCUCGCCCAGUAUCUCCAGUUCCUUGCAAACCGGAACGGAACAGUGCGAUCCUCACAAGAUUCCCCUAUAAGUGUGGAAACUCUACUGUAUAUGUCGACGCAAAUUGCAUCCGGAAUGAAAUAUUUAGAAUCGAAGCAUGUAGUGCAUAAAGAUUUAGCCGCAAGGAAUUGCCUGGUCGGCAGAGGAUAUAUAGUAAAAAUAACGGAUAUAGCGAUGUGCAAACCGCAAUAUCGUAAAGACUACGCUGAAAUUGGCGGGCGACCACCUGCGCCCAUAAGAUGGUUACCCUGGGAAUGUAUAUUACUGGAUCGUUACACGUGCUACAGCAGCGUGUGGUCUUUUGCAGUUACGAUGUGGGAAAUUCUCAAUUUUGCAAAUGAGAAGCCGUUCCAGAGUUUGACUAACGAAAGGGUCAUUCAGAACGCGGAGCACAUGUACUACGGUGGAGAAUUGGAGAUUCUUCUCGAAAAGCCCCUAAUCUGCCCUCCAGAAAUCUACGACCUGAUGUCGCAAUGCUGGAAACGCGACGAAACAGCCAGACCGACCUUCAAGCAGAUUCAAUUAUUCUUGAAGCACAACAACAAUGAUUUCAUACCAUCCGAUUGAAUAGCAAGAGUAGUUUUAUCAAGAGGACCGCAGAAUACUAAUUAUUUCCAUUAAUUCGUAUGCAUUCGCAUUUUGUCUGCUCAAAUAGUCGCUAGUAAUAAGAAAAACAUGUAACAAUCAUUCGCAAAAACAAAACAAAAAACUAUCACUCAUCAGUCAGUUUGAGUUUUAAUGGCUGAGUGCUUCCAAACGGAUUUAAGGAACUUUAUAAUAUAGAAGAACAAAAAAAAACUGUAAAUAGUAAAUAACAAAAAAAAUAGAUUUCCGCGAUCUUUCGUUUCGUUUCCUUUGCAAACAUCAUUCGAUUCUCAUUAAUCAUAAUCACACC
This is a messenger RNA of Nicrophorus vespilloides, 3461 nucleotides long. RefSeq names its product discoidin domain-containing receptor 2-like. Gene Ontology annotation, molecular function: protein tyrosine kinase collagen receptor activity; ATP binding; collagen binding. The transcript is spliced from 17 exons. The record is from RefSeq and is a predicted model, not a curated record. Gene Ontology annotation, biological process: multicellular organism development; protein phosphorylation; positive regulation of kinase activity. Bases 362 to 3133 code for a protein of 923 amino acids. NCBI's taxonomy places the organism in Eukaryota, Metazoa, Arthropoda, Insecta, Coleoptera, Silphidae. Gene Ontology annotation, cellular component: signaling receptor complex.